Molecule: messenger RNA, 1305 nt
Organism: Vanessa tameamea
Lineage: Eukaryota; Metazoa; Arthropoda; Insecta; Lepidoptera; Nymphalidae
Gene: Mpi
Product: Mannose phosphate isomerase
Exons: 7
Coding region: 90-1304 (404 amino acids)
Biological process (GO): GDP-mannose biosynthetic process; carbohydrate metabolic process
Cellular component (GO): cytosol
Molecular function (GO): zinc ion binding; mannose-6-phosphate isomerase activity
Source: RefSeq, a predicted model, not a curated record
GACGUCUUUCAGUGAUUUGUUGGACUGUUGGUGUUGGUUGCUAAUUUAAGUUUAAACUGGCUGGCGAUUUCUGCUUGAAAUUCACUACAAUGGAGUUGCAAUGCAAAGUGCAAAAUUAUGAAUGGGGCAAGUUAGGAUUGGAAAGUACAGUAGCAAAACUUUUGUCAAAUGCUAAUCCAAACAUUACAAUUGAUCCUGAGAAGCCUUAUGCAGAACUGUGGAUGGGUACACACUCAAAUGGACCAUCUCUCAUCAUAGAAAGAGACAUCCUUCUAUCAGAGUAUCUGAAGUACAAUCAUGACGCGGUAGGGCCUGAUGUGAAGAGGAAAUUUGGAGUUACGGUUCCUUUUCUUUUAAAAGUUUUAUCAGUUAAAAAAGCUUUGUCUAUACAAGCCCAUCCUACUAAGGAUCAUGCAGAGGUUUUACACAAGAGUUUUCCUGAUAUGUACAAAGAUCCUAAUCAUAAGCCAGAACUUGCUAUAGCUCUUACUCCAUUUGAAGCGCUAUGUGGCUUUAGACCUACUGCGCAAAUCAAGGACUUCCUGAAAAAUCUACCUGAACUUGCCCAAAUCUUACCACAAGAUAAUUUAAAUUCCUUUCUCAACAAUGAUUCUAUAGAUGACAGUGAAAAUCUUUUGAAAAUAGUCUUCCAAUCCCUCAUGACCUGUGAUAAAGAUGUAAUUGCUUCGAGUUUAAAAAACUUAUAUGCAAGAUUAGCAAAAGAAGGUGGUGAAACCCAGACUUCACUUCUCUAUUCACUCGUGCAAAGACUUUACAAAGACUAUCCAGGAGAUGUAGGCUGCUGGGCUCCGUACUUUAUGAACUACAUGAUACUAAGACCCGGUCAAGCUAUUUUCCUGAAACCCAACUUACCUCAUGCCUAUUUAAGUGGAGACUGCAUAGAAUGUAUGGCCUGUUCUGACAAUGUUGUCCGUGCGGGACUCACUCCAAAGCACAUAGAUGUGCCAACACUCGUGGAUAUGUUAGACUAUAAGAGUUAUACAACUGAGGAACUUCUGUUUGUACCACAACUGGAGGAUGAAAAUAGUUGUAUUUGGAGACCACCUGUGCCAGACUUUGCUGUUGUAAAAAUAAGGGUGGAAAGCGGUGACUCUUACAAUACUAAAGUCCGUCCUAGUCCGAGUGUUUUUAUCAUAAUUUCUGGAUCAGGUGAGGCUUGUGACACUGAGCCCGUACAAAUAAGACCUGGUGUUGUAUUGUUCUUGAAGGCGAGUCGGCAGUUAACACUAACACCAGCUGAAAACUCGCAUAUAGAAGCAUAUCAAGCUAUAUGUAACAUUUGAG